CGCUGGUGCUGCAGAGUGAUAAUGAAAAGGGCGGAUACUUUGGCGUAACUUGUCCAAGCAACGGGUUCACUCAUUAAUCUCGGUUUAGUGUAAGUUCGGUCGGCGUUUGAAGAUACGGAACUAAACAUGUCGACUCUCUGAAGUCGGAGAUGAGAGCAGAACCUGCGCGUGCAUGGGACUCUGGAAAUAACACCAUUUUGGAGGAAUACAUUGACAUCACCUUUGUGGUGGCAAACAGCUUGGUGCUGUUACUGACCUCUGUCAUUGGAAUUGCUGCCAACAUUUUUGUGAUACUGGCAGUUUAUCACCAAAAGUCACUGCAAACUUCGAACAAUGCUCUGGUGGUGAAUCUUGCCAUCAUAGACAUCCUGCGGUGUGUAAUGGACUGCCCCAUUCUCUUGACCAUCGUUGUGGCUGUGUAUCGGUACGGACAUGUGGAGGAGAUGAUCUGUGAUGCUCAAGUGGCCUCUUUCUCUUUCAGCUGCUGUAUCCAGCUGUUAACACUGGCAUGCAUCAGUGCAGAAAGGUACCAGGCCAUUGCACAACCCUUCAAAAUUAGUCAACGAAGGAGACGGAUCAAAGUGCUGAUUCCUCUCACGUGGACCUUGGCGAUUCUGGUGGCUGUUUUUUGUCUCAUAUUUGUAAAGGACUCACCCGUGCACAUAAGGUGCAAAGGAUUACAGAGAGAAAUGUUAGCCUCCUAUGACACCUUUGGACUUUACAUGCUGUUCCCACUGUGGGCCGCCUGCUUCAGUCUUAUCAUUGGAUUCUAUGCUGGCAUAUUUGCCCUUGUGAGGUCACACAAUCGCAAAGUAUUCGACAAAGGUACUUUUCCACUUGCCAAGAAAGAAAAAACUGAAGAUAAACAAAAGACGGAAGAAACCACAAUUGUGGAAAAUGGAAAGUCUGAGGAAAAACAGACCUCUCCACCUGCUGCCGCGGUUGAGCCAGUGACUAAAGCUGAAGCGUGUUCAUCAAAGAAAGACUCUUCAACUGCUCCACUGACCCCAAUAAAACCUGCACAAUGUGUGUCUGGUUCAGAGAAAGAAUUGAUGAACACUGUGGAGAUAACAGACUUGGAAACAGAACAACCGUGCCCUCCUGCAAAGCAGGUUGCAGUGCGACUGCAGACGGAAGAGAAACUAUUUAAAACAGAGCAGUCCAACCCCAGUGCCACAGUGGAAGCAAAACCAUCAAAUGGAGGUGCCGCUGGCAGUGUUAAGAGCUCAACUACAGAGCCACAGAAGGUGUCAAGCAAAUUUAACACAGAAAACCAAACCAAAGAGAAAGUGAAAACUGACAAGGCGCCCACUGAAAUGACAGGAACCAGCCCCCGUGUUCCCUGCUCAGAAGAUCCUGAAUCUAUUGCUGUUUUACAGAUUAAACCGAAACAAGGCGAGGACAGAAGCGGAGGAGAAACCCCGGCUGUCACAGUAGAUCAAGUUUCUUCAUUACCUCCAGUCUCAGGCAAUGCUGCAGAAACACAGGCUCCCAAAGAUGACAUGGGGGUAGAUGGUGCCGUUUGCAUGAUGCCUUCAAAGGCAGGUAAAGAGAGAGCGAGCAAAAAGAAGGAAAGCAAAAUGGCGAAGCGUGCUGGUUACAUCAUUGUAACCUUCCUCUUGUUCUGGCUGCCGCUGAUCACGACUAUCCUGGUGAAUUUUGUAAUUCACAAAAACAAGAAUACACCGAAAAACAUCAUGCAGGAUGUGGAGAUCCUGUCAGUGUCUGUUUCCUGUAUCACAUCACUUAGUGAUCCCAUAAUAUACGCUGCAGUGAACCCACAGUUCCGCACAGAAUUUGACAGAAUAAGAAAAAAGGUUAAAACCGCAUUCACAUUUAAGUGGCACUAGUUACCAGUCAAUAUUCAUUAUAUAGAAUUGGUCUAUUCAUUGUUGGAACUUAAUUACAUUAAAUGCCACACACCCAAAGUGUGAUUUGUAUUUAGGUAUAUAGGAGGUUUACUAUUUUAUAUGCCGCUGUGUUAUCUCAGAUUUUAUGCAGGUUGACUUCUCAGCAAUUACUUAACGCUGCAGAGCUCAGGCGCUGCAUGCUGUGAGAAGCAGCCUCGACCAACGCAAUCAGCUCAGCGGGGAGGACGCUGCUGAGUUUUUUGUCAAACAACCGAUGAGGCCUGUGCGUCUGUCUCCAGAGACCCCACAGCCUGGACCCACCACUGGGCCAGUCAGGUCCUUACAUGUCCUCCAGCAUCACCUAAUUAUCAUCCCAUCUCUGCUAUUAGUGAUGCUGUUUGAGCAAUCAGGAGACAAACGUUAUAAAAUCAACCUAAUUGUGUUUUAGUUUUUAAAAAAAGACAUGGCUCAUUAAGUGGAUGUUUCAGUAGAGCUACAGUAUUUAUUCUAUCCACUCAACCAAAUGCACAAUGUGUGAUUAUUCGUCCUUCCUUACCGCUUUAUAUAUGUACUCCAUGACAAGAUUUGUAUUUCAUUAAAAGCAAAGUGUUGCAGAAUUUACAUAACAUACCAGCCUCGUUGUGUUUUCCUUUCUCCAGUUUCCAAUUUUUACUGACAAACCUCCAACAAGAAGAAGAGACAUACUUUUAAUAAAACAGAAUUCUGCAAUGACAGCAUGCAAAUCCUUAAUUCAACCAGGUAACAGACAGAAAGAGUAUGCCAACAACUGUCAACUAAAUCUAGAAAUUAGAGGAGCCAACUUCAAAUGCAGUUGAUAAAGUUCUGAGAUAUUUACAAUAUGAAAAAUGUACAAAAUGGCCUUUUGACAUAGUGAGAUCUUGACUUUGAAUGUGGUGAUAUAACAGGAAAUCAGUGGAAUCGAUGCUCAACCCUCUUUCAUUUGGAUGUACAGGUCAAUACUAUGCGUGUCCACAUUAGGGUUAGUAUUAGUUAAGUGUUGCAAAGAACAUUCACUUAUAUCUCUACCUUGUAACCUAACUAGUAUGUACCCUGUAUU
Messenger RNA from Paralichthys olivaceus (Japanese flounder), 2928 nucleotides. Its product is annotated as dopamine D2-like receptor. Gene Ontology annotation, biological process: G protein-coupled receptor signaling pathway, coupled to cyclic nucleotide second messenger; chemical synaptic transmission. Gene Ontology annotation, molecular function: neurotransmitter receptor activity; G protein-coupled serotonin receptor activity. Gene Ontology annotation, cellular component: dendrite; plasma membrane. The record is from RefSeq and is a predicted model, not a curated record. NCBI's taxonomy places the organism in Eukaryota, Metazoa, Chordata, Actinopteri, Pleuronectiformes, Paralichthyidae.